This is a messenger RNA of Lathyrus sativus (Indian pea), 279 nucleotides long. Lineage: Eukaryota; Viridiplantae; Streptophyta; Magnoliopsida; Fabales; Fabaceae. The record is from the annotation of a GenBank genome assembly.
AUGGAAAACUACGACGAUUAUGAUUUCAACGAAGUUCGUUGUAAUGAUAGUGAUACAUCUGAUGUUCAAUCGAAGGAUGCCCAGGAGGACAAUUAUUCAAUAUCUAGUGGGUAUCAAAGUUCAGGUGAUGGUGAUGGCGAUGAUAAUAUUUACAAUGAUGAUUUGGUUGAACUUGAUGCAGUUGUAGGUGAUAGAGUGGUGAAUAUUAAUUCUAUUACUCCUGAUGAAAUUCGUGCUAUGGAAUUUGGUGUUAUUGAUGAAGCCUAUGAAUUUUAUUAA